Folsomia candida is the source of this 2737-nucleotide messenger RNA. RefSeq names its product venom carboxylesterase-6. Bases 748 to 2505 code for a protein of 585 amino acids. The record is from RefSeq and is a predicted model, not a curated record. The transcript is spliced from 8 exons. NCBI's taxonomy places the organism in Eukaryota, Metazoa, Arthropoda, Collembola, Entomobryomorpha, Isotomidae.
UUACGUCGGUCUGGCUCUUGACGUACGAUACAUAUUUAUUUUUCAUACUGUAAAUCCACAUUGCUCGGAAAAUACAGGGCUUUAUUUUAGUACACAUACAUAAUUCGACCAUACGUAUGUAUGAGAGUCAAGACUGCAUCCUCGCUAAUAAUAGAAACCGGAACAUUUGUAAUAAGUACCAAUAAUGUAGCGGAAUAUCUACACAUACAUAACUAACUAACCAAAAGUUCACUUUUCUCCUCCAUAGGUAAAUUAAUUUACAAGCGGUAUUCUUUUACUUUACACACCUCGAGUGCAUAAGACGGGUCAAACUUAUGCAUACAUACAUAAAUAUGUAAGUACAUAUGAGCUUACAUAAGUCACGUACGUAUGUAUCUAUGCAGAGCAAAAAGCCAAGAAACACGGCAAAAUCCAUACAUCGAUAUUACUUACACACGUAAAGAUGAGUACGUAUAAGCAUAAGAUUUUCGUUAUGUAAUCGCCUGCCAAAUCUUUUCCGAGUGUGAUUCACUAGCCGAGAUAAUUUUACUACUCGCCACUUGGCAUUCACGAGUUGGCGAGGAGAUGGAAAGCGUGAAUCUUGUGUGAAUGUGCAUGGUUCCUUUCCACGAAAGAAAAUUUGGAUAUUAAUAUUCCCACGAAAAUUAAUGAUCUUAGUUACAUAAGUGAGCGAUUUUAUUUUUAGGAACUUUUCACGUGAAAAUAAUUUGAGACUGACUUUCACAAAAAUUAAAAUAAUUCAUAAUAAUGCUGUUCAGCAUUGGUCAUCAUCGAGUAACGUUUUUAGUGUGCAGUGCUCUUUUAAGCUUAAGUCAAGGUGAACAAACGGUGGAGAAAGUUGUGUUGGAAACGAGCCAGGGAAAGUUGCUGGGAGUACGAAGCCUGAGCAGGGCAGGGAAACCGUACCUUUCCUUUAAAGGAAUUCCCUAUGGGGAAAUUGUGACAAGAUUUGAGCCGGCAAUUUUGGCGUCAUCGUGGGAGGGUAUAAAGGAUGGGUCCAAACCAGGAAAUAUGUGCCCCCAAUUUAGUCGUGCCACCCAGACCGUGGUGGGAGAGGAAGAUUGUUUGUUUCUUAACGUUUUCGUUCCAGAACGUGCCAUCAAAAAUAAUUAUGUCCUCGAGGAGGAUAGAGUAUUGCUACCGGUGGUAGUAUUCAUUCAUGGGGGAGCGUACCAGUUUGGGACAGGGAGUGAUUAUGGGGGAGGAUAUUUCGUAGACGAAGAUACAAUUUUGGUCACCAUGAACUAUCGCUUGGGAGCAAUAGGGUUCCUAUCCACUGGGGAUGAUGUGAUCCAGGGCAACGCCGGCCUUAAGGAUCAGUCCCUCGCCCUGCGCUGGAUUCAGGAGCACAUUCUCUCCUUCGGUGGGGACAAGGGGCGGGUCACGUUAAUGGGGACGAGUGCCGGAGGUGCCUCCGUCUCAUUCCAAGUGCUUUCUCCAUACAGUUCAGGACUGUUUCAUGGUGCUCAAACGAUAUCCGGAUCGGUCCUAAAUUCCUGGAGUUUGCAUCCAAAUCCGGUCAAAAGCACGGAGGAAUUGGCAGAAAUUCUCGACUGUCCGACACAACCGACUUCCGCUUUGGCGGAAUGUUUACGGCUGACUGAUUUUAAAAAGAUUAUGUCGGUUCGAUUGGCGAAAUGGAAUGUCGACCCACUCUGUCAAUUUAGCCCGGUUGUGGAAACCCUUCGACCAGGAGAGUCAAUUUCUGACGUAUUUUUGGCUGAGCAACCCCUUAAACUUUUGGAGGAAGGGAGGUUCAACAAAGUCCCCGUCAUUACCGGUGUCACAAAGGAUGAAGGGUUGCUAUUUCAUGCCGCUGGCAUAAUGAAAAAUCCGGAACUACAACGAAAUAUGAACGAAGACUGGAAUACGGUUGCGCCGAUAACGCUUUUGUAUGAUCAUCACGCCCCACCCGAACAACUGGUCGAUAUUUCAAGAAGAAUUCGAGGCUACUACUUCGGCGGGGGAACAAUUGGGCGGGAAACUUUUAAAAAUUUAACAAACCUUUAUUCCGACCGGUAUUUUAAUCACGGGGUGAAAAAGGCGGCCCUCCUUAUGGCCAAGUGGACACCCGUGUAUCCCUUCAUUCUCGGAUUUCAGGGGGAAUGGAGCAUCCUCAAUUUGUAUUAUGGUGACGUUUACAAGGAGCCUUUAGGUGUUAGUCAUGGGGAUGAUAUGCGACUGAUUUUUAAUUCCGCCCGCUUCCCAGAAAUUCCUCUAGGGUCGGAAAUGGAACUCUUUUCAAAACAAGUGGUCCGCCUGUAUGCAUCCUUCGCGAAAACGGGUAAUUUAAUGGAUGCUAUGACCUCGUGGAAAACAACGUGGCUGCCGAUCGGAAUCGAGGAGGUUAAACGUUCCAGGAUGAAAUGGUUUUACAUGGAUGUCAACCCGAAAAUGAUUUUGGAACCGUUUACGGAACGGGUCGAUUUCUGGGAUAAGAUUGAAGCACAAUUUGCAAAUUUGCGAAUGGAAAAUGAAAAUAUUGUUGAAAGGAAUGAAUUGUAAAUUGAUUUUUUAAAGAAAAUGUCAAAUUCAGAAAGGUUUAACAACUUAUUUAGCUUAGAUUAGUGAUUGAUCCUAGUCUGUGAUUUGAUAUGGACCGAUAAAUGUAGUUUAAUUGCUACCGUAUUUUUGUAUAAAUUCUCGACACAUCGGAAACGUUGGAAAACAAUUCAGUCAAUCUAGUCAGUUUUAUUAAAAUGUGGAAAAUAAACUGUCAAGUCUUAAAACUUUUUUA